Messenger RNA from Tripterygium wilfordii, 1422 nucleotides. RefSeq lists its product as uncharacterized. The record is from RefSeq and is a predicted model, not a curated record. The coding region runs from base 189 to 1394 and encodes 401 amino acids. NCBI's taxonomy places the organism in Eukaryota, Viridiplantae, Streptophyta, Magnoliopsida, Celastrales, Celastraceae. The transcript has a single exon.
AAUGGGUUUACAAAAUAAAAACCAAGUCUGAUGGUUCUAUUGAGCGAUACAAAGCCCGUCUUGUUGCUAAAGGCUUUACUCAGGAGUAUGGCAUUGAUUAUGAAGAGACAUUUGCUCCAGUUGCUCGUCUUACUUCAGUACGCAGUCUGUUAGCUAUUGCUGCUGCUAGAGGUUGGACAUUGUCACAGAUGGAUGUGAAGAAUGCCUUCCUCAAUGGUGAUCUUGCUGAAGAAGUCUAUAUGAAACCUCCUCCUGGCUAUUCACAUCCCCCUAAUACAGUCUGUCGCCUUCGUCGUGCCUUAUAUGGCCUCAAACAAGCUCCACGCGCAUGGUUUGCCAAGUUUAGCUCUACUAUUCAACAACGUGGUUUUCAAUCCAGUUCUUAUGACUCAGCAUUCUUUGUUCGUCGGACAACCUUAGGCUGUGUUUUUCUACUAAUUUAUGUCGAUGACAUGAUUAUUACAGGAGAUGAUUAUUCUGGUAUCACUGAUCUUAAGGAAUAUCUUCAACAACAAUUUGAGAUGAAGGAUCUUGGUUCUCUAAGUUACUUUCUUGGCCUUGAAGUACUCUCAGACACUACCGGGUACUAUUUAUCUCAGGCUAAGUAUGCUUCUGAUUUACUUGCUCGAGCAGGUCUCACAGAUAGUAAGAUUACUUCUACUCCACUGGAACCUAAUAUCAAGCUUAAACCUUCUGAUGGUACUCCUCUCAGUGAUAUCACCCUCUAUCGACAAUUGGUUGGUAGUCUCGUAUAUCUUACUGUCACCCGCCCUGAUAUAGCCUAUGCUGUACAUGUUGUUAGUCAAUUCAUGUCAGCUCCUCGCUCUUCCCACUAUGAAGCAGUCAUUCAUAUAUUGCGUUAUAUCAAAGCAACUCUUUAUUAUGGCCUUCAUUUUUCUGCUGCUUCCUCACUUGAGUUGCGCGCCUACUCUGACUCCGAUUGGGCUGGUGAUCCCACUGAUAGACGAUCAACCACUGGCUUUUGCAUCUUGUUAGGGGAUUCUCUCAUUUCUUGGCGAAGCAAGAAGCAGACUUCAGUUGCUCGUUCGAGCACGGUGGCUGAAUAUCGUGCACUUGCUACUACCACUCAAGAAAUUGUUUGGCUUCGUUGGCUUCUUGGAGAUAUGGGAGUUCAAUCUCCCAGUCCUACACCUCUAUUUUGUGAUAAUAGAAGUGCAAUCCACAUUGCUCACAAUGAUGUUUACCAUGAGCGUACCAAACACAUAGAGAUUGAUUGCCAUUUUACUCGUCAGCAUGUCACACAGGGAACUAUUCAACUCUGCUCAAUAUCUACCCUUGUCCAACCUGCUGAUCUCUUCACCAAGCCACUCCUGCCAGGUCGUUUCAGAGACUUAGUUUCCAAACUCAAGCUUACUUCUACUGCACCAACUUGAGUUUGAGGGGGGAUGUCAAAGAUAUCAG